Salvia hispanica is the source of this 984-nucleotide messenger RNA. NCBI's taxonomy places the organism in Eukaryota, Viridiplantae, Streptophyta, Magnoliopsida, Lamiales, Lamiaceae. The record is from RefSeq and is a predicted model, not a curated record.
AUGGAUUCCGACGAUGAAAAUUUUCAGCGUUUGGUUGAUAAGAAGAUCGAAGAACUCGUUGCAGCGGUGCAAGAUGAAGCCGACGAGGAGGAGGCGGCUUUGGCGGCGGCGGCGGCCAUCCCUCGGCCGAGAUACCGUCACCGGUUUAUCAACCGUGACCAUGUCGGAGCCGACCAGCGGUGCUUCACCUUGCAGAGUGAUGCCACCGGUCGACCCGGAUUGUCGACAUAUCAGAAGUGCACGACCGCAAUUAGGCAGCUUGCCUAUGCCGGGCCUGCUGACAUGUUCGACGAAUAUCUACAGAUGGGCGAAACGACUGCCCUCAAGACGCUGAGGCAGUUUUGCAAGGGUAUCAAAGAACUCUUCAAAGGGGAGUACCUACGGAAACCGACGGCCGAGGAAUGCCAGCGACUAAUAAAUAUGCACGGGACAAUGCAUCAUUUUCCGGGCAUGAGGGGCAGCAUCGAUUGCAUGCACUGGGAGUGGAGGAACUGCCCGGUGGCUUGGAAGGGGCAGUUCACUUCUGGUUUCAAAGGGCGACAUCCCAUGAUGAUUCUUGAAGCCGUUGCUGACUACCGCUUGCGAAUCUGCUUCGUGGCCAAUGGCACGCAGUACAACAGGGCAUACUAUUUGGCCGAUGGAAUAUACCCUCGCUGGCCCGUGUUUGUCAAGACGAUCCGACAACCAGUUGGGCCGAAGCAGACCUAUUUUGCAAAAAAACAAGAGGGUGCUAGGAAGGAUGUUGAGCGGGCUUUCGGAGUCCUCCAAUCGCGAUGGGCCAUUUUACGGUGUCCGGUUCGACAAUGGCACGAAAAUGAUGUCGCAGACAUCAUGACUGCAUGUAUCAUACUGCACAAUAUGAUAAUAGAAGACGAAGGCUUUACUGCAGAGCGUUGGGCACCGGAAGAUGGUGCUAGCACAAGUCACGGUAUUGCAACCCCUCCUCUCCGCAGAUGGGUGUACCACGCAGUAAUGAAUACUUGA